Molecule: messenger RNA, 813 nt
Organism: Penicillium vulpinum
Lineage: Eukaryota; Fungi; Ascomycota; Eurotiomycetes; Eurotiales; Aspergillaceae
Product: sulfotransferase family protein
Exons: 1
Coding region: 1-813 (270 amino acids)
Source: RefSeq, a predicted model, not a curated record
AUGGUCCGCUUCCUCAGUGAUGAGCGCAGAGCCCCAAUCCCUAACACACAACCCCUACUCGUAAUCGGCGCCGGUCUUCCCCGAACAGCAACAUCCUCCCUCCAAGCUGCCUUAGAAGAAUUAAACAUGGGCCCCUGCCUUCACAUGGCACAAAUAAUCCCCCACAGUUCACAACAAGAGCUCUUAAUCGCCGCCACAUAUACCAAAGACGCGGCAACACGGCAAAAACAACUCUACACCCUAAUCUCCGGCUACGCCGCAGUAUGCGAUAUGCCUGCUGUCUUCUUCCUCCCUGAUUUAAUGGACAUGUACCCGGAUGCACGGGUAAUUCUGACAACGCGGCCUAGCGCGGAGACGUGGGCGGAGAGUUGUGGGCAGAGUCUGAGGUUCUUUUUUACGGGUAUUUUCGCUGUUCUUGGGUUUCUUUGGAAGACUGAACGGCUGUGGUAUAGGCUUAAUAUGAGGAUUUUGGUGUGGGGUAAGGAGAAAUUUGGGGAGGAGGUGGAUAUCUUCUCGACUGUCGUUUAUGACAGGUAUAAUGAGCUUGUUAGAGGGGUUGUUACAGAACGCGGGGGAAAGAUUUUGGAAUUUAAGGCGGAGGAUGGAUGGGAGCCGCUUUGUGAGUUUCUUGGCAGAGAUAUUCCUGUGAAGAAAUUUCCGAGGGUUAAUGAGAGGGAGACUUUUGCUUUUAUAAAACGGGUUUUGAUUGUGAAGGGGGUUGUUAGUUGGAUAGCGCUUGGGGGGUUGGUUUGGUUGGGGUGGAUGUAUGGACUGGCUUUAGUUGCAUACUUAGGUCCCAACCUAGGUAUGUAG